CACUGCCAGGCCUUGGGCCUCCUGCUCAUCUCUCCUGGCCUUUAUUGCAUUACUCUGCUCUGCACUCCACGUCUAGCUCCCUCCCUGGGCUUCUUUUGAGGCUGCCACUUCGGCCUUUCAGGGCUGCUGGUUUCCUUUCCACGACCAUCACUGAUGACGGGAUUCUCAAUGCGUGAGGUCUCCUUUAGGGUGGUAGCAUUACCUUCAUUGGCGCCUUAAUUUUCACGCUUUCACCUACGCCGUAAUGUGCGCGUGUCAUGCUCUUUCGCUUCCGUAAGCUUUUCAUCGUGAGGAGGGAACCAUCUUCUCGAAAAGUGUUUGAUUAGUUCGCAAAUAGAUACGAAACCCUGAACCAGCAACCUGCAGCCAUUGCCCAGUGGAACCGCAGUUUGCCGUACCGAUCAGCCACAGUACAAUGCACAACCCUAUGCUCAGGUUAGUACUACUAGUAUGAUACAUGGGCAACACCAACAGUAGCAGUAUUCCCAUUUCGCAAAAUUCAAAUUAACUUCAGUAUUCCUUCGCGCGAAAUUCAGAUUAUCUCCGAGUGGCCAUAGAACGGACCCGUUUGAACAGCCAGCGCUGGAGUCCUCGUAGUCAUGUCAAUCAGAGUACUAGCCCUAUCUAAGCUGUUAGCGCGUACAAUGCUGCCAGCCUUACAUUAAGCAGUUACCCGAACAUAAGGCUUCGUCAUUCAAACAUCUCGUUAGGCUCGGUGCAAUAUGGAUUUCCCCCAGCCUAAGUUCCCGGCUCGGAUAGGCGGCUUGUCAUGGAACGACGACGGAGACGAUUCAGAUUCGGACGACUCCCCGGAGUCGGAGGCGGGAUCCAUGGGAAGCGGCGUGGGCCUCCUGGGAGGCUCCAGCGAAAUUCCUCGCUCCGAGAGCUCCGCCUGGAAACCCGGCCGAGGGGGGAGCGUAGGGGGCGGAGGGGGACAUAUACCCGGAAGCGGAAGUUUAGGAGGGGGGCAUAUACCCGGAAGCGGAAGCUUAGGAGGGGUUGCUGGAGAUAUAGCAGGUGUCGGCUUUAGCGGCGGGCUCAGCGGCGUGAUUAGCGGCGGAAUCAGCGGCGGGAGUGGCGGCGGCGGCGGAGGCGGAGGAGGGGAGAGAAGGGUAAAGUUCGACACCCCAGCCCCGACCGAGGCCCCGGCCCCGGCCCCAGCUCCUCCCUCAAAGCCGCGUCAUUCCCGCGCGCUGUCGUCCGAAGCUCCGGACUUGAUGACGGCCAAGCCUAACGUUCGCCGCGCGCGAACGACUGCUUCGGCGAUCUUCACUCGGCCCAACCACCCGAGCGUUUCAGGCUCGGACAGCAUCCCCCAAGACGCAUCCGGGCAGUUCCGCCGCCAGCGCCACGACUCCAUAGGGGGAGGGACCCCAGGCGCGGGGGGAUUGCGCCAGAUGCUCACUCCGGGCAGCGCCGCAGCAGCAGCCGCGCGGCAGCGCCGCAUGUCCGUCCAAUUCGCAUCCGGCUUCUCAAAACCCACGGGCUUACAACUCCCAGGGUCCGUCAGCCAAGGGGGGCCAAUGACCCCGACGGCUGCUGGCCCCACUCAAGCGACGAAAAAAGUGCAGAAGUCCAUGAUGAUGUGCAUGGACCCGACGUGCAACGCGUGCCCGCCUGAAAUGCACGCGUUGCGGAAUAAGAAGCUCAUGGCGCAGGUCAUAGACGAGUUUCCGGAACCCAUGGCAAGGCCGACGAGGCGGGGGGGUGGGGGAGGAAGAGGAGGCGGAGGGGAUGAUGAUGAUAGCGACUAUAGCUUUGAUGAUGAUGAUGACGACGAUGACGAUGAGUAUGGGUAUGACUACGACGCGGAGCAGGGCCAGAGGACGAUCGUGCGCUUCUGUGGGGUCACCUGCUUCACGUAUACGUCCAAGCCAAAGCGGAAGAAACGGAAGUCCCGAUGGACCAAGGCAUGGGAGGACUUACAGGACCUGUUCCAGCCGAUCAGCAUGCUGUGGCAGCCGUGGGGCAUCAUGAACCCGCACUCCAAGUUCAUGGCGCAGUGGAACAAGAUGUUUAUGGUGGCGUGCAUCCUCGGCUUCACCAUCGACCCCUGGUUCCUCUUCACCCUGCAGGCACUGCACCAAGUGCCGCCGGAACCGGCCAUGCUGUGCCUCACUCUCGAUUGGACAGCAGCCAUCGCCUUCAGUGUGCUGCGCUCCAUUGUCGACAUCUGCUACGUUAUUCAAAUCGUUAUUCAGUUUCGCAUGGCAUACAUCGUCCCGCCCCCCACCAACCGCAAGAAGCGUUUCUUCCGCCGCUGGUGGGCCGACCGCUCCCUGCAGAGCCCGGGGGACCUGGAGUUUGACGCGCGGGUCAUUGCCAGCCGCUACCUGCGCUCCUGGUUCGUCAUCGACGUGCUUGCUGCCCUGCCCAUUCCGCAGAUAGUGAUGCUGGUGAUAGUGCCAAUGAUGGGUCGCUCAGUGCCGUCCAACACCGGAGUCGCAAUGACUGUGCUCUGCCUCGCUGCCCUCUUUGCCCAAAACCUUCCCCGCGCCAUCCGCUUCUUCCCCAUCCUCUCGGGCAACGCGCCGCAUGUCACGGGGCUUGUGUUUGAGACCGCCUGGGCCAACUUCAUGCUCAACUUUGUGUUCUACCUCAUGGCGUCCAACGUCGUCGGCAGCAUGUGGUACUUCCUCGCUGCAUCGCGCUUCACCACUUGUUUAUCUGACAGCUGUGCAACCCAGGGCGCUGCCUGCCAGCCGGAGUACAUGUACUGCGUGGACCACACCUCCAUAGCGUACCAGAACCCUGCAACAGAGGCGGCGUGGGCCACGGGGCCGGCCAGCAGCUGCCUGUUGGAGUCGGAGGACGUCCCCCCGCCGUCUGUCAACUACGGCAUCUUCGCCACUGCUGUUCCCUUGGUGGCGGAAGGGGCGUUCCUCUCCAAGUACAUCUACUCCUUCUUCUGGGGCUUCCAGCAAGUGAGCACUCUAGCAGGCAACCUGGAGCCGUCUAGGUGGGAUCCCGAGGUUCUGUUUGUCAUCCUCGUUAUAGGGCUGGGGCUCGUCCUGCUCGCGCUGCUUAUUGGCAACAUCUCCAACUUCCUACAAGCACUCAGCAGAAGGUCCUUUGAGUACCAGCUGCAGCGCCAUGACAUUGACUCCUGGAUGGAGCGCCGCAACCUGCCCCUCAGCCUCCAAAAACGAGUGCAGAAGCAGCAGCGGCUGCACUGGGUGGCGACAAGGGGGGUGGAGGAGGCGGAGGUGCUGGACAAGCUCUCGGACGACAUUCAGACCGACGUGCGCCGCAGCCUCUGCCUCGAGCUGCUGCAGUGUUCGGCGCUCUUCUUCGCCAUGGAGCCGCAAGUCCUGGACGCCUUCUGUGAGAAGCUGCGGCAGCAGCUGUACAUUGAGGGCACCGUCAUCCUUAAAGAGGGGUACCCAGUCUCGCGCCUCUUCUUCGUGCUGCGGGGCCAGCUCGAGAGCUACACCACCAUCGGGGGGCGGGCGGGGUUCGUGGACAGUGUGCUGUUGGGGAAGGGGGACUUCCUGGGCGAGGAGCUGCUGGUGGAGUACCUGGAGAAGCUGUCGGACCGGGAGAGCGGGAAGCGGAGGAGAGGCGCCAGCAUCCGGUACCUAGGACGAUCCGUGACCAUGGGAGCGAGUGCAUCAGCGUCAGCAGCGGCGCUGGGCACUCUAGCGAUAGACGUGCUGCCGACGGCGCAGCGCACCGUCAGGUGCAUCGGGCCCGUGGAGGGGUACGAGCUCGAGGCAACGGACGUGGCUGUGGUGUGCCGCCAAUUUGCUAGAAUGCUCGCCACCAGCAAGAUUCAGGCAGCGCUGAAUGAGUGCUGCCACAACCGGCGCACGCACGCUGCCAGAACCAUCCAGCUUGCUUGGAGACGGCACCUGAGGAGGAGAUUCGGGCUGACCAUUGGGCAGGUUAUGAGCGCUGUGAACCAGAACCGCAUGCAGCUCGUGGUGCGAAAGGCCCUGGAGCUCCAGGUGGGAGGGAGCGGGCGCAGAGACAGCGAACAGGGGGACUCGAGAAACAGCAGCCGGAGGAUGUGAGGGAGAGGUGAUAUUUAUAAUGCGUGCUGGAGGCUACAGAACAGACAGCAGGGCCGGCUCUUGGAGCAGCAGCUAAUGGUUGUGAGCAGAUGGGAGCCAGGGUGAGGGGAGAGAGCUAAUAAGGGGAUGGGGGAGAAGUGUGAGGGAGGAGUACGACGGAGAAGUGGGAUGGGGUGGUGUGCGGGUGGGUGCGGCGCAGGUGCUUUGCACUGCUUUCCUCGAGCCGUGCACAGUGCACAGUGCACACCCCCUCAGUAAUGAGUCGAUUUUUGAGUCGACUCAAAAAUCCACGAGCUGUGCACAGUGCACAGUGCACACCCCCUCUGGAGUACUGCUGAAGGGGUGCAGCCGCAAUUUGCCACCCGCAUGCGGGUGCAGGCCGUGGCGCUUGUGUGCAGGAAUCGUCAGGUACAGCUGCCUGGCUGGAUGUUUUGCCCAUUUACAGCGUACCGGUAUGCAGGCAUGUCUGAUUCCAUAUGACCAAAUGGCGUGCAGUUGUGUUUCGGGUUUAGGGUGUAGAUACUACCUUAAAUGUUUUCAUGUCACGCCAUUCGAUGAGAAAAGCUUGUCCGUCACACACUGUAGUUCAUGAGACUAAAGCAUACUGGCAAGUGACCUUACACAAUUUAGAGGCACCGAUGACAUCACCUGCAUCUGUACACAGGGUACUCUCGCUGUUAUCAUCCCAGAGGUCUUGCUUGACCGACAGAAUCGAAUGUCUGU
Molecule: messenger RNA, 4736 nt
Organism: Closterium sp. NIES-67
Lineage: Eukaryota; Viridiplantae; Streptophyta; Zygnematophyceae; Desmidiales; Closteriaceae
Source: the annotation of a GenBank genome assembly